Ictidomys tridecemlineatus (thirteen-lined ground squirrel) is the source of this 3096-nucleotide messenger RNA. RefSeq lists its product as uncharacterized. Gene Ontology annotation, biological process: virion assembly. The record is from RefSeq and is a predicted model, not a curated record. Lineage: Eukaryota; Metazoa; Chordata; Mammalia; Rodentia; Sciuridae.
UGUUCUUCCUUUGCGAGCACUCAAGUCUGGUUUCUGGCUCAGUGGAGAGCGUAAGCUCUCAGAGCUCUGGUUUGAGGGUUAGCAGUGUGUGGCUGCCAGCGGAGAACGUAAGCUCCCCCUGGCGGUGGUGGACAGACGUGUCCAGGAGCCACAGGCCACCCCCCAGGGGACACCCAGGAGGAUUCGGGGAGACGGAAGUGCCCCCCAUCAGGUAGAGGGACAGACAAACGCUUGUCAGUGUAUUUUGCUGCCAACCCGUCUGGCUUUUUUCCUCUGGUUAAGUCGACUGUGUGUCUUUAAUUUUUGCUUCGGAACUUGUGUUAAACAUUUUACUGUGUGUCUGGGAUUGCGUCUCGUUGUGUUUCGUUUGUAUUGUCUUGUCUCUGUCCUUGUUCAAGUAACUCCCAGUAUGGGACAAAGCCAUUCCACACCUCUGUCCCUGACCCUUGAUCAUUGGACGGAUGUCCGCAAAAGGGCCCAGAAUCUUUCUUUUUCAGUGGAACGCAGGACCUGGCGGACACUCUGCACCUCAGAAUGGCCCACCCUCGGAGUUGAAUGGCCCCCGGAAGGGUCCUUCCACCUCCCUUUAAUCCGCAAAGUCAGAGAUUCUGUCUUUCAGCCAGGGCCGUGUGGCCAUCUAGAUCAACAGCCAUAUGUUUUAACCUGGCAGGACCUCUGCGAGUUUCCUCCUAUGUGGGUCAAGCCUUUCCUUGUUCCCACUCCUGUUCCAAUCUCUUCCCCUACGAUCCUAUCACUUAAACCUUCCUCUCCUCCCCUUCGUCCCUCCGUUCUCCCUGAGUCACAGGAUUUAACUUUACUGGACUCCCCCCCCACCUCCUUAUCCUCUACCCAUGCUCCCAAACCCCCAAUCCAUUUUAGCUGACUCUCCUGCUGCUGACUCGGUCAUCCCGCCGCUAGAGGUAAUUGGGUCAGACCCAAGCCCUCCAGGGGAAGCAGCGGCAACAGUAGCUGAAGCAGCAGCCCCUCCCCCACCAGAGGAACCUGGACCGGCUAAAGGAACCCGCAGGCGGCGGAUAAUGGAGAACUUGGAAGCCCCGGUGAUGCUUCCCAUUCGUCCCUAUGGGCCCACAAUAGAUGAUGGGCACGGGGAAGAGAUGCAGGCUUACCAAUACCGGCCUUUCUUCUCCUCAGACCUUUACAACUGGAAAAAUAACAAUCCCCCUUUUUCUGAGGACCCCACCCGACUUACAGGUUUAGUCGAGUCACUGAUGUUCUCACACCAGCCCACCUGGGAUGACUGCCAACAGCUUUUGGGGACUCUCUUCACAACAGAGGAACAAGAGAGAAUUCUCUUGGAAGCCAGAAAGAAAAUUCUUGGACCAGAUGGGAGACCAACCCAACUUCUUAACAUCAUUAAAGCUGGCUUCCCCUUAAACCAACCCAACUGGGACCCUAACACCUUUGAAGGUUGCUAUUUCAGAUGGCUGAAGCUGCCUGGAGCUGUGGGACCAGGCACCAUCGUACCCAGCCACUUCCCUUGGCUGACAAUCAGCCACAGCCACUGCCCCAGGAGGCUAUGCUGGGCCAUGGAACAAGGUGUAGAAGUGAUCCAGUACACUGUUGCUGUCCCUGCACUGGAAGGGCUGUCGUGAUUGGCAACUAUCACAUCAUCUACUCUGGCUAGAGGCUUCCUCUUCAGUAUUCCUGCACAAGAAGCCCACUCCAGCCACCAGCCACCACUCCAGGAGAUGAAGCUUCAUAAAUUGUCAUGGCAAUUACCACUUUAGCUACAGAUGCUCUAGAAUACCCCCCCCCCAAAAAAAAUCUUGUCAGGACACUCUGCUUUCUCUGUGAUUACAUCUGCUGCCACAGCAAACACCAUCCUGUUUUAGUUGCCAUGGCAACCACUGCUUCAGUCACUGCUGCUCCAGAGGCUUCAGCUCCAAUCACUCCAGAGGCCUCUGUGGCACCCAGUAGGUGACUCCCUUCUAGCUUCCUGGGUUGGUGGGGAUGAGGACUUCCCUUAACCCCUGAUAACUGAGUACAGAUGAACUCAGAUCACCAUGACUAGCCUGAUACGCAAAAAUUCUACAGGAAAUAGCCGACUGGGCAUGUGCUGGAGCCCAGCUUGUUACCAAGUUCUUCCUUGGCAGGAUAAUGCAUGAACAACAAAUGACUGAGUGACUUUAUUAGCUGUCAGCCUAUUCUCUGGGUUCUUCUCAUUUUGUCUCACAGACACCUUAUAGGGUAAUGGAUACUAGUUUUUUCCCAUUUUGUAAAUAAGGUAUACUGAAGCCCAGAAGGUUAAGUAACUUAUCCUAAGUUAUAUAGUCGGGAAAUCUGAAUUUAUUUUUUAAUUAUUAUUGUUGUUGUUGUUAUUGCUAUUAUUAUUAUAAACAUAUUAAUUGUGUAAGUUAAGGGGAUUCACUGUAAUGUUUUUAUACAUUCAUAUAUCAAUCAUCAAUCUAUUCUUCCUCCUACUCUUUCCCUCCUCUCCUCCACCCUUCCCUCUUGGCACUGUUCCAAGUCCCUAGUAAUCCCUUUGCUACUUUCAGGUCAUCUUUUUUUAGUUUCCACAUAGGAGGGAGAACAUGCAAUACUUCUAUUUUUGUCUCUGGCUUAUUUCAUUCUUCUUUGCAGCUGAGAAUAUUUCUAUUGUGUAUAUAUGCCAUAUUUUCUUCAUCCAGUCACCUGUUGAUGGGCAUAUAUAUACAAUCGAAUAUUGCUAUUGCAAAUAGUGCCACAAUAAACAUGGCCACAGGUAUCAUUUUCGUGUGCAGACUGUAUUUCCUCUGGGUAUAUAUAUACCCAGGAGUGGAAUAGCUAUAUCAUAUGGUAAUUCUAGUUUCCAUUUUUUGAGGAAUCUUCAUAUUGUUUAUUACAGUGGCUAUACUAAUUUACAUUUCCACUAACAGCAUACAAGGAAGAGUUCCUUUUACUUGACAUUCUUGUCAGCUUUUGGGGAGGGGGUGCUGAUAGCCAUUCUGAUUGGAGUGUAAAAGCUUUUCAUUGUAGUAUUGAUUUGCAAUGAUAUUCAGCCUUUUUAUGUACCUAUUAAUUAUUUGUAUUUCUUCUUUUGAGAAAGGUGUAUUCAGAUAAUUGAUCCAUUUUUAAAUUGAAUUAUUUGUAUUUUUA